GACUAGACUGCAAUUAGGUGAAACAAUCGAGUUAGUAUAUAAAGUCGCCGUAAUCCCAAAUCCAUCGCCUCAACCGAAAACCCUAGAUUUUUGUGACAUUCAAAAUGGUGAGGGAGGAGCAACCCAACAAGCUGCGAUGGGGGGAGCUAGACGAGGACGACGGCGAGGAUUUGGAUUUCUUGCUGCCUCCUAAACAGGUUAUCGGCCCCGACGAGAGCGGGAUUAAGAAGGUCAUUGAAUACAAGUUCACCGAUGAUGGAAACAAGGUUAAGGUUACCACCACCACGCGCAUCCGCAAGCUGGCCAACGCCCGCCUCAGCAAGCGCGCCGUCGAGCGCCGAUCCUGGCCUAAGUUCGGCGAUGCCGUGCACGAGGACGUCGGCAGCCGCCUCACUAUGGUGUCUACGGAGGAGAUCCUCCUUGAACGCCCCCGUGCUCCUGGUACAAAAUCAGAGGAAGCCAAGUCAUCUGGCGAUCCUCUAGCUCAAAUGAGUAAAGGAGGAGCUGUGCUCAUGGUAUGUAGGACUUGUGGGAAGAAGGGUGACCAUUGGACCUCUAGAUGUCCUUACAAGGAUCUUGCUCAACCAAGUGAGACCUUUGUUGAUAAGCCACCAACUGAAACUAAUCCUUCAGCAGGUGGUACAAAGGGCGCUUACGUUCCUCCUAGCAUGAGAGGUGGUGUGCCGGAGAGGAGCGGUACUGACAUGCGGCGUAGAAAUGAGGAAAACUCAGUCAGGGUUACCAACCUUUCCGAAGACACAAGAGAGCCCGACUUGCUUGAGCUUUUCCGUCCUUUUGGUUCAGUGAGCCGAGUUUAUGUUGCUAUUGAUCAGAAGACUGGGACAAGCAGAGGUUUUGGUUUUGUCAAUUUUGUGAACAGAGAAGACGCAGAGAGGGCCAUCAACAAGCUUAAUGGGUAUGGAUACGACAAUCUCAUCCUAAGAGUUGAAUGGGCUGCUCCUCGGGCGAACUAGUAUUCAAUAAAUUUGAUUUUACAUUUGCUUAUCUAAUGACCUUUUCUUGAACAAAACAUGGAUGCAUUCUCUCUUUUCAGGAGCUUGUCUGUAUUCUUUUUGAAAUUCGGUUUAAAUUAGAGUCGGUGGCUUUAAAUA
Messenger RNA from Salvia splendens (bonfire salvia), 1112 nucleotides. Its product is annotated as eukaryotic translation initiation factor 3 subunit G. Gene Ontology annotation, cellular component: cytoplasm; eukaryotic translation initiation factor 3 complex. Lineage: Eukaryota; Viridiplantae; Streptophyta; Magnoliopsida; Lamiales; Lamiaceae. The transcript has 2 exons. The record is from RefSeq and is a predicted model, not a curated record. The coding region runs from base 105 to 974 and encodes 289 amino acids. Gene Ontology annotation, molecular function: RNA binding; translation initiation factor activity.